AACGGUUUUGAAGGGUACAGCUUUAGUUUGAUUACUCAUCCAACAUCCCUGAGACAAACAUAUUCCAUAUAGUUUUCAUACUCUCGGGCUUUAACUUAUUCGAAAAACUGAACUACAGCAUUACUCUUCCUCUGCUUACACUCGUUGUGGGUCUUUUCUCUCGCCGCCGCUAAGCCCUUCUAAGCCUCUUUUACGUUGAUAUCGAGUUACCGAAAUGAAGAGUCUGAUAUGGGCUACUGCAGAAGACAUGGCAAGAAAUCGUGGACGUGUUCUUUCCUUGUAUAGGCAGAUUCUGCGAAGCCUCAACUCUCCCAAACUGGAAAUUGGUUUGGCAGCAAGGCUUGCAAAGAAGGCUGAGGCUCGUGCCAUCUUUAUGUCGGGAUCUGAAGAGCGAUCUAUUCACAACAUUGAAGAUCUCAUUGACACAGCUGAGCAUGCGCUUUCUCUCUUGAAGGAGGGUAAAAUCCCCAAACGCAUGUAAUGAAUAAGUUUAUAAUUCAUUUAUUUGCAAUAGAUUUAAAUGGUUGCUUUAUAUUGUAUUCAUAACAUAAGAAUUGUCGUGUAUGAAAUGCUAUGUUACCUUAUCAAUCCAAAUCUUUGUUAGCCCCAUAUCAUUAGUGUUCAAGAGCCUCCUUUUUGUGGCUAUUGUUUGGUGUGAGACAUUUUGUGUAUCAUUCGAAAAUUUUAUAAUGGAAAUGCUACAUUUUAC
Molecule: messenger RNA, 709 nt
Organism: Mangifera indica (mango)
Lineage: Eukaryota; Viridiplantae; Streptophyta; Magnoliopsida; Sapindales; Anacardiaceae
Exons: 2
Coding region: 215-481 (88 amino acids)
Source: RefSeq, a predicted model, not a curated record